AUGCGAUGCGGUCGCAGGUUCUGGUUGGCGGUACAGGAUCUGAAGCGGCGGCCGCUCCAGGAAGUGUCCUCCAGGGCGCAGGAGAUCUGGCAGGAGUUCCUGGCGGAGGGAGCGCCCAGCUCCAUCAACCUGGACUCCCACAGCUACGAGCGCACCAGCCAGAACCUCAAAGACCCCGGACGAUACAGCUUCGAGGACGCUCAGGAGCACAUAUUCAAGCUAAUGAAAAGUGACAGCUAUGCACGCUUUCUGCGAUCCAACAUCUACCAAGACCUCCUGUUAGCCAGAAAGAAGCAGCCAGCAGACACUGAACAGGGCCGCCGCACCUCCCUGGAGAAGUUCACGCGCAGUGUGGGCAAGUCAUUGACGGGAAAGCGCCUGACAGGCCUCAUGCAGUCGUCCUGACACAGCCUGUGCUGGAGGGGCACAGCCAGAUCCUAUCGGAGGGGGGACAGCCACACAGGGGCCGGGGCACAGACAGUGAAGCUGGGCUGGACAGGGCUGCUCCCAGGACUGCUGCUGUACUGGUAGUGCAGCACUGGGCCUGAAGGGGGGGGGGGGACCACUGAAGAAGAGACAAUGCUGACAAGAGGAACCUCAGCCAACACUCCACAUGGCAUGCAGCAUACAGUGUAAGCACAUUCAGACUAGGGCUGCCCUCUUCUCACCACUUAGAUGGCAAACUGGUUGUUAGGCUCUUUGUUGACUGAGUUUAUCAGUUUGUAUUGUUUUCAUUUGGUUUUAUAUACGUGUUUAUUUGGAUAUUAAAAGCACAUUGGUGGUGUCAAAACAAUAUUCUUUGAUAAAAAACAACAUUUAAAAGCUAUUUGCCACAGCAUUUGCCAUGAAUCGAUUAUUGGUUUAGUUGUCCUAAAACAGCUGCGGCCAAAGAGGCACAUCAACACAAAUCUACAAUAUUUUGCAUAUGUCUCUACUCACAAGGCAGACAGCAAUAAAAAAAACUGAGACACUUUUUAUUUUUAAGAAAUAUAUCCUUUUUAUAUCCUUAGAAUUUCUAUUAUAUCUGUUACUUAUUAGUCACAUGAAGUUGUCAGUUAAAGAGUGAACAUAGUUCAUACAAACUUGUAUUUUUUCCCAUAAAUUACAUUUAACAAUGUCUACAAAAUAGAUGUUUGAAGGUUUAACUUUCCAUACUUCAUUACAUUCCAAAAUCUGGCAAAAGGGCUUAAUGUAGCAUUCACAAUGCACCGUUGCAUGUUUCAUCCAAUGUCUUUGUGGAGGAUUUCUUGUUUCUACAACAGUGCUUUGUAAUGAGACUGAAAGCAAAGAUUAACUUAAUCUGGGUCAAUGAAUUUCGAGGCUUCAAGUUACAAACAAUUCAGGCUGCACAGGAGAAUAAGCAAAUUCCAAAAGUCUGUAAAUAACUGAGACGUUUGACUUACAAACACGGCCCCCCUGGUUGUGUGAACCACAGUGAUUUGAGCUUUUACUCUUCCUUUAGUCACAGUCGUAGUGUGCACAGCCACAAGUGAAGUGUCAUCCAUGUCCGUUUUGGGGGCUCCUACUAUGUGUAGUUUUUACAAUUUCCAGUGCCAUGGGUCCAUCUAGUGGUGGGUAAACCACAGGACCAGCAACAUAGUGUUACAAUACUGUAUUAAUUAAACUGUGUUAAUCAAGGGACAUCAUGAUGUCAACACUAUAACAUGUUUUCCAAUCAUGGAGAUAUUCCAAGGCCUGCUCCCAAUAUGGGAUCAUAUUAGUUUUGUUCUUUUUCUUAUUAAAUGCAUGAAUAUCUCGCCUUUUUGUUUGGUAAAAAAAAAUAAUAAUCCUGCCCAUCUUAGUUUGGCAACAUGUAUGCCGAGACUCAUUUAAUAAUUAUCUUUUGUUUAAAUGACUAUUGGGAAUAUGGUGCAUGUUAUUGGACUGUAAUGAAGAUAGGGUAAGAUGGUGCGACUCUCCAAAGGCACAGAGUCGAGGAAAAGCCCUCAACUGGAGCAACAAUCCUCAGUUGACGAAAAUGAAAGGCGUGAAAUGCAUCUGGGACGAUGUUGCACAUGUAAUGGCUGUAACGGCUCAACUGAUGGCUGCAAACUGAUUGAGAAGAUGUCCUACAGCGCCCCCAUGAGGCCAGUGACUGCUGCAGUGGCAGUGCUGAAUGAAUGAAUCACUUAUUACUUUCUAUUUAAGUUGUUGCAAUGCACUGUACAGGCCAUAUUAAUAAUCAUCAUAAACCAAUAACCUCUUGAUUAUAAGGUAGAGAGAAAUGCUUCAAGAGACGAUGUACCAAAUGUUAUUCUCAG
Notothenia coriiceps (black rockcod) is the source of this 2261-nucleotide messenger RNA. Its product is annotated as regulator of G-protein signaling 6-like. Lineage: Eukaryota; Metazoa; Chordata; Actinopteri; Perciformes; Nototheniidae. Gene Ontology annotation, molecular function: GTPase activator activity. The transcript has 4 exons. Gene Ontology annotation, biological process: regulation of G protein-coupled receptor signaling pathway; positive regulation of GTPase activity. The coding region runs from base 1 to 405 and encodes 134 amino acids. The record is from RefSeq and is a predicted model, not a curated record. Gene Ontology annotation, cellular component: neuron projection; cytoplasm.